AUGCUUUCUAAAAUACUCCCUGGAACAGAGCCUACCAGAUGUUACAUCCACCGCCCUGGUGCUGCUGCAACAAUAAGCCUGACCAAUCUUGCCGCAAUGACCACAGAAAUCAGUACCUCAUUCUCAAUGCCCCCUCCAAGAGCCCCUGCUUCUCCUAUCCCUUCUGCCAUUUGUACCACUGCCUUCUUCCAGUGUGUUUUCCUCUCCUCACCAACUCUUGUUGUCAUCUCAACCAGGAGUGCUGUGGAUCCCAGCACACUCCCACCCUCAGUUCUGUCAUCAUUUAUUGCCACAGAUGAGGACUCUGGGUCUCACAUUACAAGUGUAAGCCAUUCCAAGCGGAAGCAUAGUGCAGUUGAGAGUAGUGAGUCUAGACUUUCACCUUCUGGAGGUGGCUCUGUUGCAAGCAGCUUAAAGUGUUCCCUGUCCAAUGACGGCAACAGCAAAAGCUCAGAAGUGUUGAAGAAGAUAACAGACCUGGUCGAAGAACUCACAAAGGGUGCCAAUGCAGCUGCAAAUGCACCUACCACCGACCUUGGACGUGCUAUUGCCCUCCUGUCGUCUUCCAAUUUGUCUGAUGUAGAUAAGGUUGACCUUACCGAGUACUUUACAAUGAAUCAGGCUGAUGGGGCAGCAUAUUACUAUCUACAGAGUGAAGGUGCCAGGGAGAUUUGGAUUCAGAGAAAGUUGGCUCGGAUUCAUGCAAUGGACACUCAUUAA
Serpula lacrymans var. lacrymans S7.9 is the source of this 720-nucleotide messenger RNA. RefSeq lists its product as uncharacterized. The transcript has a single exon. Lineage: Eukaryota; Fungi; Basidiomycota; Agaricomycetes; Boletales; Serpulaceae. The coding region runs from base 1 to 720 and encodes 239 amino acids. The record is from RefSeq and is a predicted model, not a curated record.